This is a messenger RNA of Paramisgurnus dabryanus, 4340 nucleotides long. RefSeq names its product spalt-like transcription factor 2 (gene sall2). Gene Ontology annotation, molecular function: RNA polymerase II cis-regulatory region sequence-specific DNA binding; DNA-binding transcription factor activity, RNA polymerase II-specific. Gene Ontology annotation, biological process: regulation of transcription by RNA polymerase II. Gene Ontology annotation, cellular component: nucleus. Lineage: Eukaryota; Metazoa; Chordata; Actinopteri; Cypriniformes; Cobitidae. The record is from RefSeq and is a predicted model, not a curated record.
AUGUCACGCAGGAAACAGAAAAGACCUCUGCAUUUUUUCAGUCCCAUCCUGAACACUUCAUGGCUACUUCAACAUGAGGAGCAGUUGGCAGUAAAGUCACUCACUUCUACUCUUGCAAAGAAUUCUUCCUCAUCCUCUGCAACGCAGAACUGCCAAUCCUCCUUGAGUUUAAACCCAUCUGUUGAGAGGCUCACAACAACCUCUCUGCCCACAGCCAGCCACCUUGCCCCUCACAUCCCCUGCCACCUCACAGACUCUCACCCUAUUCCUGACACCCCACAAUCCUCCAGUCUGUACUGUAUGUCCACCAUUCCACCAGCAGUUCCCUCCACGCACAACCACAUUCACACACUCAUGGCUUCUCCAAAGUUGGGUGUCUCAGCUACCACAACCUCUUCUUCAUCUUCCUCUUCUGCUGUUUCCCUCUGUGUGCCUCCACAUCCUGGAAGUCCCAGUCCUGUACCCGAGGGUCCCCCAAGCCCAGUUACGCCCUCUCCCAGCCCUAGCACAGCUCCUCCAGCCCCAGCAUGCGCAUCUGUCAGCAUUGCUUUUAUCCUCGAGGAACUGCGCGUGCUACAGCAGAGACAAAUUCAUCAGAUGCAGAUGACUGAAGAGAUCUGCAGGCAAGUACUGAGACUGGGAGAAGAGUCAUGUGAAAGGGAUUCAACUCCAUUCAUGCUACCAUCUCUGCCACAGCUCUGUUUAAAAGGUUCGGAUAGUAACCCUAUGCCCUCUCGGCCAAACCCAUCCCCUCCCCCUGCCUCCAUGACUCCUCUUUUGGCAUGUUUCUCAUCCCUGCUUCCCCCUCAGACCACCUCUAAGCCCUCUAAACAUACCCACCCUUUAUUAAAUGUCUUGCGCCCCCAUAAGACACAGUGUGACAGUGGGGUAAUCGCACCGGGAAAUUUCAACAGUGCUCACUCCUCCACGUCCUCAUCUGUCUCCAUGCCUGCCGCUUCAAACAUCCCACUUGCAAUUUCCCUUGGCCUACCAGGUCAGAAUUCAUAUGAGAAAUCAUCUAACAUGACAGGAGCCAGUGGGCAAGGUAGUCUGACUUUUCCAAACCAGGCUCUGUCAGUAGCUGCUGUCCCUUCAGCUCCCCCACAGGAUACAAAACUCUCUGUGCAAGGAGGUUCAACUUCGUUAUUGGCAGGACGUAUGCAGCACUCCUGUCGUUUUUGUGGAAAAGCCUUCAGCAGUGAUUCAUCCCUGCAGAUACACUUGCGCUCACACACAGGGGAACGUCCUUAUCAGUGCCCUAUAUGUUUCAGUCGUUUUACCACACGAGGAAAUCUUAAGGUUCACUUCCUGCGGCACCGUGAACAAAACCCUGAACUCUCUUUCUCUCUGUUUCCGUGUUCCCUAUUUGCAUCUGUGACCGGGGGAUCAAUGGGAGGAUCAGCACAAACGCAAACUAUCAGCUCUAACAAAAUAAGCGCUGCUCAGAAGCAUAAUAAACAGCAAGCAGAAAAUGAUUUGUGUGGUGAAGGCCUCGAGGCCUUCCCACGCACCACAGCCUCAUCUCUACCUCUGCCUCCUAGUAUUGAUCUGGCUCUGCUGACCACUGCACACUCUCUCCUUCAGCUCAAUUGUACAUCUGCUGCUGUAUCCUCUACAUCCUCUAUAGCCUCUUCAAUCACAUCCUCAUCGUCAUCAUCUCUCGCCUCAACUCUUCUUUCAGCUCCAGCCUCCUCUACUUUCUCUGUUGCUGGGGUGUAUAAAGGAUUGAAACCACAGCACUUUGAUGAGAACACCCCUCCGAUUCCUAGCUUGCUCCCCCAUUCUGCUUAUUCUCAGCUUGCUAACCUACCCAAAAUCUUUUUCCCAGCAUCUUCCACCCACCUUCACCCAGGCCACGGGUUUCUCAGGCCCACAACUCCAACAGGAUCCUUCAUGUCAACCACACAGCAACACAUCUCAUUUCCCUUAACUGCUUCUUCCACCACCACAUCCGUGACCACCCCAACAUCAGACACAUCAAAACUGCAAAGACUGGUGGAGAAGUUAGAAAAAGAACCAAAUGGUCAGCCCCAGUGGGUAUCAUCUACUGGUGAGACUUCAAACAGCAGCUUUAGUGUAGCAGGAGCAAUAAGUUGUAGCAGCGGUAGUUUAACAGGGACAAAUACAUUCAGUACAAAUGUGGUCACUUCACUUCCAUCAUCUAUGAUCCAAAUACCAUCAUCCCUCUUCGGCAAGGAGUCACCUUACCUAGGACUCAUGAAUUCUGCAGGGGCACUUGCCCCUAAUCAGUGUAGCGUCUGCCUUCGGGUGCUAAGCUGCCCAAGAGCGUUGCGUUUGCACCAGGCUACCCAUUUAGGGGAGCGUCCCUUCCCGUGCAAACUCUGUGGCCGUUCCUUCUCAACCAAAGGAAGUCUUCGAGCGCACCUGGCCACCCAUAGAGCCCGCCCACCAAACAGCCGUGCCCAAAAUUCUUGCCCACUAUGCCAGAGGAAGUUUACUAAUGCCCUUGUGCUGCAACAUCACAUCCGCAUGCAUUUAGGGGGACAGCUACCAUCAGAGCAUCUCCCUGGUACUUCAACAGAAGUUUCUGAUGCUGCUUCGGAAACCAACCCUAGCACUACUGAUGCUCAGUUAUUACAUUCAGAUAUAGAAACAGUGUUGGAUUCUAGAUGCUCAUUCAACAGUCAUCUAAUCGCAGUCAAUACUGCUCCCACAGGAUCUCCUGUGACUGCCGGCCUGCCUGGUUCACUUAGCCCAGGUCCCAUACAACCUUUCGACCUAAGCCUUGACCUCUCCAUAAACCCAACCCCGCAUUCACCUCUAACUAGCAAAGAUGAUGCCCCUGAUCUCUUUGUUAGUCUACCGUCUGCUGUAGAAUCUGCUGCCUCCCUUGCCUCUCCAGUGUCCCACUCAGUCUCAGCAACAUCAGAUCCUUCUGCCACUGAUGACCUUUCCAACAACACUGAUAAACAAAGUUUGGGCUCCUCUACUUCUGUGAAAGCCAACGUGCAGAGAGAAGAAUGUGAAUUUAUGAGUGAAAAUAGAUCACCCUUGAUGAAUCCCUUCACUGGAUCAAGAUCUAACUUGGAAGAUCUUCUUAAUGUUCAGGCUCAUAAUGCAUCAAGGGUUUCUCGGCCACAUCCAGCAUCAACAUCACCUUCUCUUCUUCCAUUCAGCACUGAGAGUCUGACUUCUCACACAGCGAGCCGAAUGGAAUCUGAUCAUGGGCUUGUCCAAACAUACAAAUCAAUCUCUCAAGAUUUCAGUAAGGAGGAAAAGAUUGAUGACAAAAUAUAUAAAACCCCAAAGAAUGAUCAAAGGGCAACUCCAGAUCUGAGUGUUAACAUGAAUAUAGUAUCAGACGCUUUUGACAAUACAAGUGAAGAUGCGACUGAGACCGCAUCUGAGGAACCAGAGGCAAAGAUACAGAAGACAACAAAGGAUGGUCAAUGUAGUUCAACUGCAAAGGAUGAAGUUGACAUUAAAGAUGCGCUGGCAACUGAAAAAGACAGAACAGAACCAAACAUAUGCAUGUCACUGACUCCUAGUCUUCCACCUCCCAUGCCAGAGAAGAAAACCUACCAUUGUUCUGAAUGUGGAAAAGAGUAUGCAAGUCGCAGUGGAUUGAAGGGACAUAUGAAGCACCACGGAGGAGUUGCGAAGGCACAUCGAGCUCCUGCAAGAAUGAAGGGACCGGAGAGAGUGUCGCAGAAUGAGCGACCACAAGGAUACCAUUCAAGUCAUCUGCCACCAGGACAACAAUGAGUUUCUUCAGCCAGCACCUGUUAAAGAACUUUCCGUAAACACAGGAAAAGCAAAAUAAAUCUAAACAACAAGUCUCACACAUCUAUAAGCACACACAGUAACUCAUGCAGAGUCAUUUCGUGGCUUUUUUCAAACAGAAAAAGUUACAGAUCAUGCACACAGACCCUAAUUUUAUACUAAAACAUACAGUAAGAUGGUGAUAAUAACAAAAUACGAUGUCAUAUAUUAAAGGUGCAUUGUGUAACUUUUAGAAGGAUCUCUUGACAGAAAUGCAAUAUAAUAUACAGUACAGUGCAAAAGUCUUAAAGGUGACAUUUCACAAGACAUUUUUAAGAUUUAAAGGGACAUUCCACUUUUUUAAAAUAUGCUAAUUUACCAGCUCCCCUAGAGUAAAAUAAAGCAAUAAACCCCGAGAAGCAGUGGGUUACCAGUGCAUUUUAUAACAGCUAAGGGGCGUUGUUAGGCACGACGCGAAGCGGAGUGCCUAAACCCCCUUAGCUGUUAUAAAAUGCACUGGUAACCCAACGCUUCGAGGGGUUUAUUGCGUUUAUAAAACGGUUACUUCAUAUGCAUAACGUUAGCGGGAUUUUAUAAAAUAAAACCCAAAAAAGUUG